Ixodes scapularis (black-legged tick) is the source of this 2130-nucleotide messenger RNA. RefSeq names its product protein hairy. The record is from RefSeq and is a predicted model, not a curated record. Gene Ontology annotation, biological process: regulation of transcription by RNA polymerase II; regulation of neurogenesis; anterior/posterior pattern specification. Lineage: Eukaryota; Metazoa; Arthropoda; Arachnida; Ixodida; Ixodidae. The transcript has 6 exons. Gene Ontology annotation, molecular function: RNA polymerase II cis-regulatory region sequence-specific DNA binding; DNA-binding transcription factor activity, RNA polymerase II-specific; protein dimerization activity. The coding region runs from base 317 to 1663 and encodes 448 amino acids. Gene Ontology annotation, cellular component: nucleus.
UGCGGAAGGCGCGUGUCGCGCGUGUCCAUAUGAAGCCGCGAGGGAGAGGCGCCGACGCAAGGGCAUCAGGAAGGACAGCCGGGACAGCGCCGCCGACACCGGCCCGUUCCUCGGCGCCGCAUCCGGACCGGCGCCGCACGCGACUCGUCGGGGCGGCGGCGCACGCAUCGGGUCGCGUGAGGUGCUGACGUCAACCGCGGCACGUGAGCGGCGGCGGCGUGACGCGCCGCGUGACCGCCGGCGCGCCAGACCAGCGGCAGAGCGCGGCGGCGCGGCCGGGAUUGUGCGGUACGACGUCGACGACAGCGGGCCGACCAUGGACACCGGCUGGGAGCAGGCGCUCCGGCUGAAGAUGGAACAGCGGAGCCUCAACUUCUGCGCGCUGGCGGCCGAGCGCCGUCGCCAGGAGCUGGACGAUGCGGACGUGCGCGGCGGCAAGAAGCCCGCCCGGGUGAGUGGGCCCAGCAGGAGGGCCUGGUUGUUCCUCUGCGGCAGACGUGGUGCCCGGGAUUGCAGUCCAAGCUGCGGCCGCCCCCGGCCAGGAGCCCGCCGCUUGGACUGGGAUCGAGGGCACCACCGCUUCGGCAGAGACCCCAUGUCGCACCGGAUCAUCGAGAAGCGGCGCCGAGACCGCAUGAACAACUGUCUGGCGGACCUGAGCAGGCUCAUACCGGCCGUCUACCUCAAGAAGGGUCGCGGCCGGGUCGAGAAGACCGAGAUCAUCGAAAUGGCCAUCAAACACCUGCGGCACCUACAGGCUCACUCCUGCAAGGACCCCACGACGUGCGAGGUGGCGCAGCGAGUGGACUCGGACCACAGGCUACAGUACCGGCUAGGCUUCCAGGAAUGCCUCUCGGAGACUGCCAGGUUCUUGGUUGACCUGGACGGGUCCUGCACCGCGGACGACACCUGCUUCCGCCUCGUGGCACACCUGCAGAAACACUUUGACAAGGUCUCCGGAGCGGGGUCCUGCUAUCCGGCGGGUCUCGUCCUCUCGGAUGAAGAGGCCACCAUGGAGCCCCCCGAGCGGCAGCCGAAGCAGGAGCCGACGGCCGCCCUUCCAGACGGCUCAUGCUCGUCCUCGUCUUCGUGCUCCUCGGUGAGCCAGCUCCGGGAGAUGCUCCAGAACCCCGGCCUGAGCGUCCAGGAGUGCAUGCGACGCUCCUCCGACUACCUCCUGGCAGCUAACAAUGGCAACAAUAACAACAACCUCAACAACAAGCCGCCCACCGCCGAGGAGGCCUACAAGUUCAAGAACGACAUCAAAGACCGCUUUCACAAGGACGCGCAGUGGGGCGGCGAGCGCCCCGACGAGCGGCGACACUCCCACUCGCAAGGCUCGUCGCUCGUACCCGUGCCCAGCCCGACCCGUCACACGGUGUCUGCGCCCCCGCCGGACCCGCCCCCCGAGAACCCGUCGCCCGGACCCGGCCCCGGGGUGGCGGCCUUUGCGCUCCACCCCCGGGGCUCCUUCUACAUUCCCGUCACCCUGGACCCGACCCUGGUGGGACCCGCCCUUGCCUAUGUGGACGAGUCGCCGCAGGCUGCGCUGCACCCCGUCAGUAUCUCUGUGCAAUUUGGCCGGCAGAGGCCCCUGGGUCCACCGCCGUGGCCCCAGUGCCCCUGGAGGCUGCGUCUUGGAGAGCCCAACGGCUGUGCCUGAGGCCCUCGGGGGGGAUCACUGGCACAGCUUGGGGCGUCAGUCGUAACUUAUUGCACCCCUUAUUUAUGACCUUCGUUGAGUUUUCCGAGUCUAUUGUUGAGGAGCCCACCAAUAAAGACGAGCCUUGUUGAAUCUUCCACGUUUGCCCCGUGUGUGCGUUUUCCAUCUGCGCUCCCUCUGUUACCGGUUUUGACUCUGUCUAGCCUUGUUACCUUUUGAGGGCGGGGGAGAAGCAAUUUCUGAGGUUAAACUUUUUUUUUUUUUUAAGUUGCUGCGACGGUUAGGUCGACGUUUGUUUUAUUCUAGUCUCAAUGCUGUGCACGCAAAGACUUGAUGCACGAGGGUUGUGCAAUGAGUGCUGUUACCCUGAACAAAUGUGCCAUUUACAACGUUUCGAGUGUUUUUAAGGUUGGUUACAUGCCAUUGUUCUUAGUUGAAUUGCCAAAUAAAAUGCCACUGCCGCAUCA